AAGCUUUCAUACAGAUCUUCUGAAUCAUAGCGAUUGCUGCUUUUCAGGUGUCUAUGACUAUGUUUUUGCAAGAAGGAAAAUAUUGAAGCAAGAUGUUGAGUAUGAAGUAACAGAUGAAGAUAAAAUACAAUGUUAUUGAAAAGUGAGGAGCUCUAAAACAAAAUGUCUGAGGAAGAGGAUGGGAUCAUGUCAGGUGGGAGCUUACCUCGGCACCAAACUACAAACUCUUCUUCAGUGAGUUUGAAAAGUGACAGAUCCAAGGAUGAAGCUUUGAAAGGUCAAAGCUUACCUCGGCAACAAACUACAAACUCUUCUUCAGUGAGUUUGAAAAGUGACAGAUCCAAGGAUGAAGCUUUAAAAUUUGACACUGAAGAUGAAAGCUUACCUCGGCAACAAACUACAAACUCUUCUUCAGUGAGUUUGAAAAGUGACAGAUCCAAGGAUGAAGCUUUAAAAUUUGACACUGAAGGUCAAAGCUUACCUCGGCAACAAACUACAAACUCUUCUUCAGUGAGUUUGAAAAGUGACAGAUCCAAGGAUGAAGCUUUAAAAUUUGACACUGAAGGUCAAAGCUUACCUCGGCACCAAACUACAAAUUCUUCUUCAGCAAGUUCGAAAAGUGACAAAUCCAAGGAUGAAUCUUCAAAACUUGAAAAUGACGAUCAAAGUGUUACUAAUGCGAACCAAUUUGGAACAUCUGGGACAGCAGAAAAAGGAGGAGAUACCAAGGGAAACAAGGAGGUGCAUCAACAUAAAAAUGACAAGAAACUCUCUGAGAUAGUAACGUUUGAAACUUGGAGAAAGAGCCUAAUCACACCCCAGAAUUUAUUUACCAGCACUAAAUUUGAGUUUUCCACACUUUUGGGUAAGUCCAAAAAAGUGCGAACUGUUCUGAUGGAAGGAGUCCCUGGUGUUGGUAAAACUUUCCAAACAAAAAUGUUCAUGAUUGACUGGGCAAAAGAAAACUCCAAGGAACACAUAAAGGCUUCAGUAACUCUUGAUUUCAAAGAGUUGAAUACAAAGAAGGAUGAAGAACAAAGCAUGGAAUCUCUGCUGAAUAAUUUCUUCAGCAAUAAAAACGUUAAUGUUUUCAAUGAUGACAAGAAAAAGAUAUGUUUCAUUCUUGAUGGUCUGGAAAAAUGCAAACUUCCUCUUGACUUUGUAAACAACAAAGAAGUUAAAGACUUGAAGGAAGCAGCAUCAAUGGAUGAGCUGCUAACCAAUCUGAUCAAAGGAAAUCUGCUUCCUGAAUCUCAUAUUUGGAUAAUUUCUCAACCAAAAGGAGUUGAUAAGAUUCCUUCUAAACAUAUCAACAAAACUGUUCAAUGUCAAGAACCCAAUGAGCAGGAGAAGAAGCUACAAUCACGUCUGAAAAAUAAAUUUCGGAAAGAAAUCAUUGACGAACCAGAUGAAACCAGUCAUCCAAACCAGAGAACAACAGAACAUGUCAUCAGAAGAGAAAAUGGCUCUGAAGAAGGAGAAAGUAAACAAAACAAGCUUACAAAAGUGAAUCAACUUUCUGAGAUCUUCAAAGAUGUGAAAGGAAAGAAAACUAGAACAGUGAUGACCAUUGGAGAAGCUGAUAUAGGAAAAUCUUUUCACAUGAAAAAAAUUAUAAAAGAAUGGGUUAAAAAGGAUAAUGAGAAAAAGUCAUAUUUUGCCUGGUUUAAAAAGUUAUUCUCUGGGCCGGCAGAAACUGUGGAACUUUUAUUUCUACUUGAUUUCUCAAAACUUAAUCUAGGAAAAAAUAAAAAUAUCAGUUUGUUUGAGCUUCUUAAUCACUUCUACAACGAUACCAAAAAUAUCAUCUGUGACUAUUCCCAGUUAAAUAUUUUAUUUCUCUUGGAUGGACUUGAUGCAUAUCAAGAUUGUUUAGACUUUGAAAACAGUGAAAUCUUGACUGAUAUCAGAGAACAAACAUCAGUCGAUGCGUUACUAAGUAACCUUAUCAAAGGAAACCUGCUGCCAGAGGCCAAGAUCUGGAUGACCUCUCGGCCUCUAGCUGCUGAGAAAAUCCCUGAUGGUUUUAUUGACAGACUGACAGAAAUACGAGAGAAGCCUGAUAUCACAAGUCAAAGAAAACUCAAAAGUCAACUAAAAGAUCAAUUCACCAGUGUGUCUGAAGGGAUUGAUGGACAGAAGACCUCAGCUCUUCUCAAAGAGGUUUUCACUGACCUCUACAUCACAGAAGGAGAGCGUGCUCAGAAUGAAGCCAUGCAGAUUCAGGAUGCAAAGUUUAAAACAACAAAUAAAGAAACAUCUAUUAAAUACUGUAACAUCUUCAAACCUGCAAAAAGUGAUCAAAACAUUAAGACUGUGGUCACUGUUGGAGUGGCAGGAAUAGGAAAAACAUUUGCCUCAAUGAAGUACAUACUUGACUGGGCAGAGGGCAAAGCAACAGAAAACAUUCAUUUCAUUUUUCCACUUCCAUUCCGAGAGCUAAAUCUGAGAGCAGAUAAAGAAUGCAGUCUAGAAGAUCUGAUUCAUCAGUUCUUCCCAGCAAUGAGGACUUCUGAAAUAACUGACUAUGACAAAUACAACAUACUGAUUGUUCUGGAUGGUUUUGAUGAAUGUCGUCUUGAUCUUGAGUUCAAUGAAACAAAUAAAUUGCAUGAUGUCACAACACCAACCUCAAUAAAUGGUCUGUUGUCAAAUCUUAUCCUGGGAAAUUUGCUCCCUAAAGCUCAAAUCUGGAUCACUUCUAGACCUGCAGCAUCCAACAACAUUCCUCCAGAAAAAAUUGAUCGAAUGACAGAAGUGAGAGGAUUUAAUGAUGAGCAAAAGGAAAAAUAUUUCAUGAAACGAUUCAGUGAUGAGAAGGUGGCUGAAAAAAUCUGGUCAUAUGUGAAGAAAUCAAGAAUUCUUUACAUAAUGUGCCACAUCCCUGUUUUCUGUUUCAUCACAUCAAAUGUUUUGGAGGACUUUGUUGAAAGAAACAAAGAUGAUGGACUGACAAGAAACAAAGUUUAUAGACUGCCAAGAAACAAAAAUGAUAGACUGCCAAGAAACAAAGAUGAUAGACUGCCAAGAAACAAAGAUGAUGGACUGCCAAAAACUCUGACUGACAUGUACACACAUUUCCUUUUGCUCCAGCGCAGACAAACAAAAGCAAAAUACAACACAGAUCAGUCAACCUCUGGAACAUCUGGAACAGAAACAUCUUGUGAUAAAACUAAUGAUGAAACAAUCCUGUCUUUGGGGAAACUUGCUUUCAAAGGGCUGAAGGAGAAAAACCUUCUCUUUAGUGAAGAAGACUUGACCAGUUGUGGGACUGAUGUAACCAAAGCUGCUGUUUUCUCUGGAUUGUUAACUCAGAUCAAAAGAGAAAAUCAUGAUCUUUACCCUCAGAAUAUGUUUUGCUUUGUCCAUAAAAGCAUUCAAGAGUACAUGGCAGCUCUUCAUGUCUUCCACUCAUUUAAUAGCAAAGGGGAAAAUGUGUUCAUAGAACCAACUUCAGCAUCCUCAGACCCAAUUGCCUCAGAGUUUUAUAAGAAUGCAGUGGACAUGGCUUUUGAGAAUGAACAUGGGGACUGGGACAUGUUCCUUCGCUUCCUAGUGGGUCUCUCUCUGGAAUCUAAUCAGGAUUUACUUAAAGAUCUGAUUGAUAAGACUGAAAAACACAAAGAUGCUAAUAAGGAAGCAGCAGAGAACAUCAAGAAGAAGAUCAAAGAGAACAGUGACCCAGAGAAAAACCUUAAUCUUUUCUACUGUCUUGAAGAGCUGGAUGACCACAGCCUUGUUCAGGAAAUCAAAAAUUAUCUUAAAUCAGAAGAAAAACCUUUUGAAACUUUCACUGCUUCUCAGUGGUCAGCUUUAACCUUUGUGCUGCUGACAUCAGAUGAAAACCUUGAAGUGUUUGAGCUUAAGAAAUACCUGAAAUCAGAGAAAGUUCUUCUGGGAUUGAUGCCAGUGGUCAAAGUCUCAAACACUACUUUACUGAGUUGGUGUGAGCUCUCUGAAGAAUCUUGUGACGGUCUGACAUCAUCAGUGCUGACCAAACCAUUCAACCUCACAGUGCUGGACAUGAGUCAUAAUGAUUUGCUGGAUGCUGGAGUGAUGCGACUUGCUGAUGGGUUGAAACAUGUGAACUGUAAACUAGAGACUCUCAAGUUGGCAGGAUGUCAGGUGACAGAGAAAGGCUGCAUUUCUCUGGCUGAAGCUAUUGAGUCCCAUCAAAACUCAUCUCUUAAACACUUGGACCUGAGUUACAAUCAUCCUGGAGACAAUGGCAUGAGGGCUCUCAAUGCAAUAGUUGAGGAUCCAAGCAAGAAUCUUGAGACAGUGAACUUCGACUAUAGAGGACAAUGUCGACUAAAACCUGGUUGGAGGAAAUAUGGUGUAAAUCUUAUGUUUGAUAAGAACUCAGCAAGCAGACGGCUUGUUCUGAAUGAAAACAGCAAAAGAGUGGAAACUAAUAAUGAUGUCAAGAAGUUGGAAAUGCGAAAUACAAGUGAUGAACGAUUCAGGAGGACCCAGAUAUUUUGUGAUGAAGGCCUGAAACGACUUUGUUACUGGGAAGUGGAAUGGAAAGGCAGGGUGGGAAUUGCUGUGGCAUAUAAAGAUGUGGGUAAAAGUUGGGACCGUGAUGGUGGUCUGGGAUGCAAUGACAAGUCCUGGAGUUUGCUCUGCUCCGAGACCAAGACCAAGACGGAGAACGAGACCAAAACUGAGAACGAGACCAAGACCGAGAACGAGACCAAGACCGAGAACGAGACCAAGACCAAGAGCAAGAACGAGGCCAAGACCAAAACCAAGACGGAGAACGAGACCAAGACCAAAACCAAGACCAAGAUGGAGAACGAGACCAAGACCAAAACCAAGACGGAGAACGAGACCAAGACCAAAACCAAGACCAAGACCAAGACGGAGAACAAGACCAAAAUGGAGAACGAGACCAGGACCAAAACCAAGACGGAGAACGAGACCAAGACCAAAACCAAGACCAAGACCAAGACCAAGACCAAGACCAAAACCAAGACCAAGACGGAGAAUGAGACCAAGACCAAGAACGAGAACGAGACCAAGACCAAGACCAAGAGCAAGAACGAGGCCAAGACCAAGAACGAGAACGAGACCAAGACCAAGAACGAGAAGAAGAACGAGAACGAGAACGAGACUGGAGACAAAGGCAUGCAUAAAAACACAAAAGAAAUCAAAAUCUUUUCAUGCAACAAAAUAGGUGUGCUUCUUGACUGGGAGGGAGGAACUCUAAGUUACUACAAUAUAACGUCAGAGGGGCGGAGCUUGAUUCAUACGUUCAAAGCAAAAUUCACAGCAGAGCUGUUUCCAGCCUUCUGGUUUGAGAAAGGUUCUGUGACUUUGUGUGACCUGUAGAUUUAUGAGUGCACAAGUUAGACAGACUGUAAGCACUUAGAGCCUUUUCCCUCUUCCUGAUUUAAUUUUUUAGCAUAUUUGUUACACUUCAGGGUUUCAGAACAUUUAAAAACACAUAUUAGUCAAAGACAACACAAUUAGAAGCAAAAUGGAGUUUUUCAAUACAUCUUUAUUAUUUGGACCCUAUGAGGUAAUCUUUUGCAAUACCUAUGUAGUGAAAAGUUUUCAUCACUUUAUAUUCCAGGUAUUCCUCAAAAAACAUGUUAUUGAUAUCAUUCAAUUCAAAUUUUUAAUUAAUCUUUUACACAUUUUAAAAAAUAGCAUGUUGUAUAUCACUAACCCUGUCUUCCAUAAGUGGGUCCAAAAUUACCCACAUUCAUUUCCUAUGGAAUUUAAUGGGAAUCUUUGUUUCUUCCCAGUUGUGACGGUCUGGAAAACCUUUUUUUACCCCCCAAUAAUAAUAUUUUACAAAGCAAGAACAAUAACAUAUAAUUAUUAUCUUAAUUUUUUACCUCCCAAAUGGGUCUGUGUGUGUGUCUCCUCCCUGAAGUGGAGCAGGAGAAUGACAGGCAGAUUGGCGCAGCGUCUGCAGUGACGUGGGCUCUGUACCAGUCUGUUGAGGUGAAGAGAGAGCUAAGCCAAGAAACAUAGCUCUUGAUUUACCCGUCUAAGCUCCUACCCUCAUCUAUGGUCAUGAGCUUUGGGUUAUGACCGAAAGAAAGAGGUCAUGGAUACAAUCAGUUGAAAUUAGUUUUCCCCAUAGGGUGUCUGGGCUCUACCUUAGAGAUAGGGUGAGAAGCUCAGUCCUCUAGGAGGGACUCAGAUCGAGAGGAGCCAGCUGAUGUGGCUUGGGCAUCUGAUUAGAAUGCCUCCUGGUCGCCUCUCUGGUGAGGUAUUCUGGGCACGUCCCACCAGGAGGAGAUCCAGAGGAAGACUCAGUACAUGCUGGAGGGUCUAUGUUUCUCAGCUGACCUAAGAACAUCUUGGGAUUCUCUCGGAAGAGCUGAAACAAGUAGCUUUGAGAGGGAAGUCUGGACCUCCCUCCUUAGGCUGCUGACCCCUCAACUUGACCCCGGAUAAAUGGGAAGAAGAAGCGUUUUAUAUGGCAGAAACCUCUGAGCUUAAAUGAGACAGUUUUUCGACUGUUGUGUGACCUCUUUAGGUGCUUUUCCACUCGAUCAUCUCUAAGGUCUGCCUCAGCCAGAUUUGUUCUCCAUUAGUAGAUCCAAUGUAGCUCAGCCUGGAUGAUCUCAGAUUUUCAUACCUACUUGAAGGGUAGUACUAGCAGACCCAAGCUGGAUAUGGCACUGAAACAAUUUGACUGACUGCUGACAGCAUACACUGUGCUUUGUAAUUUAUGUCACUGAAAACUCCAAACAAUGAACUAUCAUAGCUUAUAUGAUAGUUCAGAGAACUGCUUAGCACUGAAGUGCACAAUUCUAACUUUAAUCACAGGUAUCACCAGGAACAUAUGUGUAAAGCUUUAUAGCAGAUUGACCAUAUUUUAGCAGCGUGUUGCUCUGAAGAACGGUCAGCAAUAUAUGUGUGAGAAAUGGUGAAGCUGUGGUCAACAUUCUGAUGGAGCUGCUGUUUGUGCAGGCAGUAUGAAACACUGGAUUACAUAAUAUUGGCUUGCGAUGUAAAUUUUAUUUUUUCUUUAGAUUUAAAAAAAAAAGUUUAUGUGUGGCUUUUGGUUUGAGUGAGGAUGUCUUAGACAAAUCAAAUGAUUUGAUUAAAGAGAACAAAAUUAAGACUUCUUUAUAAUAUACAUUGAUCAAAGAAAUGUGAUUUAUGUUUGUGGUUAAUGGGAAGUGUGAACUAAAAUAAAAUAUUCUAGAGCAUCUCUUAAAACUAAGUAAAUUUAGACUUAUUUUGUAUUAUGUGAAAUAUUUUUUCCGCUGGGUUUUGACCUCACUGUUUAGACAGACUUCCAUGUUUUUAUUUCAAAACAAUAACAUUAAAAGGUUACUAACUUUUUAUUACUUCUGAAUUUGCCAUGUACAUUUUUAGCUUUAUCAAAUACAAGCCUGCUAUAUAGACUAUUUGAUGAAAUCCAGAAUAUUGUCAUUGUAUUUUGCAUUCUGUAUUGAAAACAAAUUUGCUGAUUGAUAAAACUGACAUUUAACUUUUUCCUUUUCUUAAGAAAACAUGUAUUUUUAAAGAUAAUCUAAAACCUGUAAUUAA
Messenger RNA from Poeciliopsis prolifica (blackstripe livebearer), 7518 nucleotides. RefSeq lists its product as uncharacterized. The record is from RefSeq and is a predicted model, not a curated record. Gene Ontology annotation, molecular function: protein binding. NCBI's taxonomy places the organism in Eukaryota, Metazoa, Chordata, Actinopteri, Cyprinodontiformes, Poeciliidae.